This is a messenger RNA of Lathyrus oleraceus (garden pea), 320 nucleotides long. RefSeq names its product DNA replication licensing factor MCM7-like. Gene Ontology annotation, biological process: double-strand break repair via break-induced replication; DNA replication initiation; DNA strand elongation involved in DNA replication. Lineage: Eukaryota; Viridiplantae; Streptophyta; Magnoliopsida; Fabales; Fabaceae. The coding region runs from base 24 to 320 and encodes 98 amino acids. Gene Ontology annotation, cellular component: nucleus; MCM complex. The record is from RefSeq and is a predicted model, not a curated record. Gene Ontology annotation, molecular function: single-stranded DNA binding; single-stranded DNA helicase activity; ATP binding. The transcript is spliced from 3 exons.
GAUGCUCUGAUGUCAAACCAUUGAUGCAGGUUGCUGUGUACACCUGUGAGGAUUGUGGCUUUGAAAUCUACCAGGAAGUAACAGCUAGAAUAUUCAUGCCCUUGUUUGAGUGUCCAUCAAGGCGUUGUGUCAUGAACAAGAGCAAGGGUAAUGUCAUCCUUCAACUGAGAGCAUCAAAGUUUUUGAGAUUUCAAGAGGCAAAAAUCCAAGAGUUAGCUGAACAUGUUCCAAAGGGUCAUAUUCCUCGAACAAUGAUUGUUCAUCUUAGGGGAGAACUCACUAGAAAGGUUUGCUAUUCCCUUCCAAUGGAACUGAACUAA